Molecule: messenger RNA, 758 nt
Organism: Suricata suricatta (meerkat)
Lineage: Eukaryota; Metazoa; Chordata; Mammalia; Carnivora; Herpestidae
Gene: DNAJB7
Product: DnaJ heat shock protein family (Hsp40) member B7
Biological process (GO): protein refolding; positive regulation of proteasomal ubiquitin-dependent protein catabolic process
Cellular component (GO): endoplasmic reticulum membrane; cytosol
Molecular function (GO): ATPase activator activity; Hsp70 protein binding
Source: RefSeq, a predicted model, not a curated record
UUGUCUUCAAGGUAAAAAGUGCCUAUUUGCAGUCAUUGCCUCUACCACCACCACCAGGAGCUUGAGCUGAGAGGAAGCUACGGUUUUCACUACUCACACUCAGAACACCCCCUUCAAAUGAUCUGUUAAAACAUGGUGGGUUACUAUGAAGUUCUAGGAGUGCAGAGCCAUGCUUCACCUGAGGACAUUAAGAAGGCUUAUCGUAAGGCACUUAAAUGGCACCCUGAUAAAAAUCCAGAAAAUAAAGAAGAAGCUGAGAGAAAAUUCAAAGUAGUAGCUGAGGCAUACGAAAUACUAUCAAAUAAUGAAAAAUGGGAUAUUUAUGAUAAAAAUGGCCAAGAAGGAUUAAAUGGAGGAAGCAGAAGUCAUUUUGAUGAUUUUUUUGAAUAUGGCUUCACAUAUAAGCCAGAUGAUGUCUUUAGAGAAAUUUUUGGUGAAAGGAAUCCAUUUUCAUUUCAUUUCUUUGGCGUGGCAGAUGAAGAGGGCUUUGCAGAAGAUUACAGCUGGAGAAGAGAGUCAUUCAACAAUUCUUCACCAAAGUCCUACAGCCCCAAACAUGUAACUCAAUAUACUUCUGUGGACAAUGAUGAGCAAGAUACACCUUGGGUCACUAGCAACCGGGAUCCCUCUAUUUUCUCAGCAGAAUUCAAAGAAGGUGGUAAGAGGGGAAAAAAGAAGCAUAAAGAGGUGCAGAAGAAGUCAACCAAAAGGAAUCGUUAAAUUGACUCUUCAGGCACACUAUGUUCAUUUAACAAUUA